UCCCAGUUCACCGGGCCGGGCUGGGGCCGCGCGGGCCGCGCGGUUGGCGGGGCGAGGCGGGGCGGCGCAGGCCGGAGGAGGCGGGGGCCCGGGCGCCGCCGCGCCGCCCUCCGCGCCGCCGCGGUCAUGUCGGACCCGGCGCCCGAAGUUCCGGAGCUGUUCCGCGAGGUCAAGUACUACGCGGUGGGCGACCUCGAUCCUCAGGUUAUUCGGCUUCUUAAAGCUGGGAAAGCCAAGGAAGUCUCCUAUAAUGCUUUAGCCUCUCACAUAAUCUCAGAGGAUGGGGACAGCCCCGAGGUGGGAGAAGCCCGGGAGGUCUUUGACUUGCCUGUUGUAAAGCCUUCCUGGGUGAUUUUAUCCGUACAGUGUGGAGCUCUGCUGCCAGUGAACGGGUUUUCUCCAGAAUCAUGUCAGAUUUUUUUUGGAAUCACUGCCUGCCUUUCUCAGGUGUCGUCUGAGGACAGAAGUGCCCUGUGGGCGUUGCUCACGUUCCAUGGUGGCGGCUGCCAGCUGAACCUCAAUAAGAAGUGCACUCACCUGAUUGUUCCAGAGCCCAAGGGGGAGAAAUACGAGUGUGCUGUGAAACGAGCAAGUAUUAAGAUUGUGACUCCCGAUUGGGUCCUGGACUGCAUAUCCGAGAAGACCAGGAAGGAUGAAGUGUUUUAUCAUCCUCGUCUGAUCAUCUAUGAGGAGGAGGAAGAGGAAGAGGAGGAAGAGGAAGAGGUGGAGAACGAGGAGCAGGACUCUCAGAACGAGGGCAGCACCGAGAAGUCGAGCCUGGCCAGCUCUCGGGAGGGCUCUCCUGGUGACCGGCAGUUCUCGCCCAAACCCCGCGCCGAGACCUCCAAAGGGGAGUUGAUGUUCGAUGACUCGUCAGACUCGUCACCAGAGAAGCAGGAGCGGAACUUGAACUGGACUCCAGCAGAGGUCCCGCAGCUUGCCUCGGCCAAGCGCAGGCUGCCCCCGGGCAAGGAGCCGGGGCUCAUUAACUUGUGUGCCAAUGUCCCGCCCGUCCCAGGGAACCUCCUGCCUCCCGAUGUCCGGGGGCUCAUGGCCUCUGGGCAGAACCUCCCCGGCUCUGAGCGGUCAGAAAUGAUAGCUACCUGGAGUCCAGCGGCACGGACGUUGAGAAAUAUCACUAAUAGUGCUGACAUUCAGCAGAUUAACCGACCGUCAAACGUAGCACACAUCCUGCAGUCCCUUUCAGCACCCACGAAAAAUCUAGAGCACCAGGCGAAUCACGGCCAGCAGGGCCACGGCAGUGCGAGCGCGGCGCUGUUCAGCCAGGUGAAAGGCGCUGCGGACGCGCCCACGCUCCAGCCGCACCCGCCGCCGCCGGUCCUGCACCUCCAGCCCCAGCAGAUGAUGCAGUUCCCGCCGCCGCCACCGCCGCAGCCCUACCCGCACCCCCCGGCACACCCGUUCCCGCAGCCGCAGCCGCCGCAGGCCCACCAGCACCCGUUUCCCCAGCAGCAGCUCCCGUUCCCGCAGCAGCCGCUGCACCGCCCGCCGCAGCACACCCAGCCCUUCCAGCCUCCGCACGCCCUCCAGCUGCACCAGCUCCAGCAGCAGCAGCUGGCACAGCUGCAGCAGCAGCAGCACAGCCUGCUCCAGCAGCAGCACCUGCAGCAGCAGCAGCAGCUCCAGCGCCUACACCAGCAGCAGCAGCAGCACAUGCAGAACCAGGCAGCACAGCACCCGAGCCAGCCUCCCCCGGCGCUGCAGCACCAGGUCCCACCCCAGCAGCCCCCGCAGCCCCCGCCGCCGCCGCCCCCGCCGCAGCAGCUGUUUGGACACGACCCUUCCGUGGAGCUUCCAGAAGAAGGCUUUUUGCUUGGAUGUGUGUUUGCUAUUGCUGAUUACCCAGAGCAAAUGUCAGAUAAGCAGCUGCUAGCCACGUGGAAAAGGAUAAUCCAGGCACACGGGGGCACCGUGGACCCCACAUUCACAAGCCGGUGCACCCAUCUUCUCUGUGAAAGCCAAGUCAGUAGUCUGUACGCACAGGCAAUCCGAGAGAGGAAGAGAUGCAUCACCGCACACUGGCUCAACACCGUCCUGAAGAAGAAGAAGAUGGUGCCCCCCCACCGCGCCCUCCACUUCCCCGUGGCCUUCCCGCCGGGAGGGAAGCCCUGCGCACAGCACAUCAUCUCUGUGACUGGGUUUGUUGAUAAUGACAGAGACGACUUGAAGUUGAUGGCGUAUCUGGCCGGUGCCAAAUACACAGGGUAUCUGUGUCGGAGCAACACAGUUCUCAUCUGUAAAGAGCCAAGCGGUUUAAAGUACGAGAAAGCCAAAGAGUGGAGGAUCCCGUGCGUGAACGCCCAGUGGCUCGGUGACAUCCUGCUGGGGAACCUGGAGGCGCUGAGGCAGGUCCAGUGCAGUCGGUACACGGCCUUCCACCUGCCGGACCCCUUCGCGCCCACCCAGCACCUGGUGCUCAGUCUUCUGGAUGCUUGGAGAAUCCCAUUGAAAGUGUCAGCUGAGUUACUGAUGGGCGUACGGUUACCUCCCAAACCGAAGCAGAACGAAGCCACCAGCAUCCAGCCCUCCUCCAAACGAGCCAGGAUUGAAGAUCUGCCGCCUCCCACUAAAAAACUGACACCAGAAUUGACCCCUUUUGUGCUUUUCACUGGCUUUGAGCCUGUACAAGUGCAACAAUAUAUUAAGAAGCUCUACAUCCUGGGCGGCGAGGUGGCGGAGUCCACGCAGAAGUGCACGCACCUGGUGGCCAGCAAGGUGACGCGCACCGUCAAGUUCCUCACGGCCAUCUCGGUGGCGAAGCACAUCGUGACGCCCGAGUGGCUGGAGGAGUGCUUCAAGUGCCAGCAGUUCAUCGAUGAGCAGAACUACGUCCUCCGAGACGCCGAGGCGGAAGUCCUUUUCUCCUUCAGCCUGGAAGAGUCCCUCAAGCGGGCGCACGUCUCUCCCCUCUUCAAGGCAAAGUAUUUUUACAUCACGCCCGGCAUCUGCCCCAGCCUCUCGACGAUGAAAGCGAUCGUGGAGUGCGCGGGGGGAAAGGUUCUGACCAAGCAGCCGUCCUUCCGGAAGCUCAUGGAGCAUAAGCAGAACAAGAGCCUUGCAGAAAUCAUUUUAAUAUCCUGUGAGAAUGACCUUCACCUAUGCCGGGAGUAUUUUGCCAGAGGAAUAGAUGUUCACAAUGCGGAGUUUGUUCUGACUGGCGUGCUCACGCAGACGCUGGACUAUGAGUCCUAUAAGUUCAACUGACACCCUGCCCGCCGGAGCCCGGGCCCAGGGCUGCGCCGCCACGCACGUUUUCCCGCUGCUCCUGGAGCAGGAGAACGACUGUACACUUACUGCAUCUUGUUGAGAUGUGCGAUUUUAUUCUGAGGAAAUAUAAAUUAUGUUGUGUAUGAUAGGAACUUAUGAGCCCACAUUAGGUCUGACCCAUUUGCAGGCUCAAACGUUUUCACAAAAUCAUGUGAGCUUCAGCUACAAAUAAAAUGAUGUAAAUAAAGAUCUUGCUAUCUAAAUUAUGGAUGUUAAAGACAUAAGAUGUUUUAUACUUUGAUUAUUUUUAUUUCUUAUACUCUUUUCUUUUAUAUUGACCUCUUACCCACAUUUUAAAUAAAUGUACUUU
Molecule: messenger RNA, 3598 nt
Organism: Perognathus longimembris pacificus (Pacific pocket mouse)
Lineage: Eukaryota; Metazoa; Chordata; Mammalia; Rodentia; Heteromyidae
Gene: Paxip1
Product: PAX interacting protein 1
Exons: 21
Coding region: 127-3225 (1032 amino acids)
Biological process (GO): positive regulation of transcription initiation by RNA polymerase II
Cellular component (GO): nucleus
Source: RefSeq, a predicted model, not a curated record